AUGGCCUAUUACGACGAAUCGGGCGGUGAUGCCCCGCCAUAUUCAAGGUCGCAAAAGACUUUUGAAGGUGGAAUGGCAGGCCCGCGACGACCCAGACUGGUCACGGAUUAUAGCUCCUCGCUCGUACAAUGGAUGCGUACACGACGACCGCACUACACGGGAGGUCAUCGGAUGGAGGUAGAAAGGCCGAGUGCGAGCUAUGUGGUAGAUAUGCUCCCCCCAUUAGCGCGCGUUCAUUCCCCGGCAGACACCAUUCCCGUGCGCCAUCUACAUCAAUCUAUUGGAAAGUCGAAAAAGCCGAUCACCGUCGUGCGAUGGACUCCGGAAGGCAGGCGUCUUUUGACGGGUGGACAUACCGGAGAGUUUAUGCUGUGGAAUGGAACGGCCUUCAACUUUGAGACGGUGAUGGAUGCUCAUUACGAUCAACUGCAAGCGGGAGUGACUUCUUUGUCAUGGUCUCACAGCCAUGAUUGGCUGAUUUCCGGAGGACAAAAAGGUGAUGUGAAAUACUGGCGACCGAACUUUAACAACGUCGAAACCAUCGACGAUGCGCACCAUGAUGCCGUUCGAGACCUGGCAUGGUCUCCUAGCGACAGCAAAUUUCUCACGGCCUCCGACGAUACGACCUUGAAGAUCUUCGACUUUACCUCUCGAACGGCCGACACUGUCCUUACCGGCCAUAACUGGGAUGUCAAGUCCUGCGAUUGGCAUCCCACCAAGGGAUUGCUGGUUUCGGGGUCUAAAGACCACCAGGUUAAGUUCUGGGAUCCCCGCACGACAAGAUGUUUGACCACCCUGCACAGCCAUAAGAAUACAGUCACCGCAACGAGGUUCUCGCCGGUCAACAGCAAUCUUUUGGCAACGUCGUCGCGUGACCAGACGGCAAGGAUCUUCGAUCUACGUAUGAUGCGAGACAUCUGCAUUCUUCGAGGCCAUGAGAAGCCGGUCUCGUCUCUCACAUGGCAUCCUAUUCACGCUACGCUCGUGUCGACGGGCAGUGAGGACGGAUCCCUGUACCAUUGGUUGCUUGACGAGCCAAAUAUGCCUUCGGGACAAGCGCCCACGGUCGCACCGUACGACAGCACCGAUCCUGCGAACACGCCCGCGCAAGUAAUUCACCCGGCCCACAAGGUCCAAUAUGCGCAUGGCGCAACGAUUUGGUCAUUGGACUGGCAUCCGCUCGGACAUAUACUUGCGUCCGGUUCUAAAGAUAAUUUCACGCGGUUCUGGUCGCGGACUAGACCUGGCGAGACUAGCUACAUGAAAGACAGGUUUCAUAUCGGAGAAGAUGCCGCGGAGGCUCAAGGCACAUGGAACCGGGGUUUUGGAAAGCGACAGAUGCGGGAAGAGGAAGAGCAGGAAAUGCAGGACGAAGCCGAAAGCUUGGUCGAUCAGCGGAAACCUGCCGGCUCAUUUCUGCCCGGGAUACAAAGCGCACCUCCGGGCAGCGGGCCCCAGCAGAACGGGCCUGCGCCAUUGUUGCCCGGCAUUGGCGCCCCCCAACCGCCGCCGCCGCAGGGAAUGCCAGCCGGGAUGCCUCAGAUGGAUCCUGGCCGUCUGGCCGCCCUGCUCUCUACCCAGCAACCGCCUCAAGCAAACAAUUUCCCACCAGGCGCUGGUAUGCCUGGGUUCAGUAUGCCUCCCGGUAUGCCGGGAACGCCACCUGUGAAUGUCGACCUCGCCGAGCUACAAAAGCAGCUGAUGUCUCAAGGCGUCUCUUUGCCCCCGAAUUUCCCACCUGCAAACUUUGGCCCGAUUCCUCCGUCCAUGGGCCCUGGAGGCCUUCCUGGGUUGGGUGGUGGUAUGCCGGAUAAUGGAUAUGGCAGGUGA
Messenger RNA from Aspergillus melleus, 1830 nucleotides. It is a transcript of the gene PFS2, whose product is annotated as WD40 repeat domain-containing protein. The record is from RefSeq and is a predicted model, not a curated record. The transcript is spliced from 4 exons. Gene Ontology annotation, cellular component: mRNA cleavage and polyadenylation specificity factor complex. Gene Ontology annotation, molecular function: protein binding. The coding region runs from base 1 to 1830 and encodes 609 amino acids. Lineage: Eukaryota; Fungi; Ascomycota; Eurotiomycetes; Eurotiales; Aspergillaceae.